AUGAAGCCAGUAGAGAUCAGAUUUUCUCUACACAGACCUCUACAGCACAGAGAUCCAGCCAUGGUACCUACAAUCACACCAGCCAGGAUCUACUCUAAGGAGCACCUGACUCUGACAAACAAGCUAAGUAAGCCAGUGGUGGAGAAGUUAUGCAGAGAUCGUAUCAACAACAGCAUUGAGCAGCUCAAGUCUCUCCUGGUUCCAGAGAUCCUCAACCAGCAGCCCGACUCCAAGCUGGACAAAGCCGACAUCCUGGAGAUGACAGUUUGCAUCCUGAGACAACAGCAACAGAACCAGCCAGUGAGCUCCUCCUCCUGCUCAGCACCUGUCAAUCAGGGUUACUCCAGGUGUGUCCAAGAGAUUGUUCACUUCCUGUCUAAAUGUGAGCAGAAGUCACAGUCCCAGAGAAUACUGCUGAGCCACUUCCAGAGCCUGCAGCCAUCCUCUGAUAAGAACAGGAGUGAGAUUGACCAUCCUCAGCUGAGCUCCCCAGCCCAGCACAGCAUCAGCAAAGAGAAGAUUCCAGUCAACAUCGCUCUCUGGAAGCCCUGGUAGAGACCUACAGACUGGAGCUCCACUCAGACAAACACAAUGGAUGGACCAUGUUGUUCUAAGAUUAAUUUCAUGGACAUUAAUGAGUAUAAGAAAAUAUUUUCUUUGUUUUCUGCUUAUGCAGGAGUUUUUAAAAGUCUUGCUGUGAUUGAGACAUUUAAUUUCAGUUGUACUGAAGUUAAAAACGUUUUCCUAGAAAACAAUCUGAUCUUUGAAAACGACAUUUUUUGUAGUGUUAAUUGAAAUCAUCAUAACCUUUAUGUUUUGUGAAAAAUGUUGACUAUAUUGAUAAUGUGUUUAUAUUCAUGAUCAACAAUAACUUGAAUGGUUCUCUAUGAGAACUUAUAUUAUUUACCCAAACUGUACCUGUUAUCAUCACUUUGUGAUUAACAAUAUUUGACCUGUUUAAAGAUUAGAUUUUAUUUGUGAAAUUGUCGCUCACAUUAUUUGAAAAUGUGUUUAUUGCAAAUGGGAGAAAAACAUGUCUAAUUGAAAAACCCUUGUUUAUUUUUAACAAUUCUGUUGUCUUUCAUAAAGACAGUAACUGUGUAUCCUAUACUCUGAUAGAGUAUCAUAUCUUUCAUAAAGGUAGUAACUGUGUAUCCUAUAUACUCUGAUAGAGUAUCAUACCUUUCAUAAAGACAGUAACUGUGUAUCCUAUAUACUCUGAUAGAGUAUCAUAUCUUUCAUAAAGAUUGUAACUGUGUAUCCUAUAUACUCUGAUAGAGUAUCAUAUCUUUCAUAAAGACAGUAACUGUGUAUCCUAUAUACUCUGAUAGAGUAUCAUAUCUUUCAUAAAGACAGUAACUGUGUAUCCUAUAUACUCUGAUAGAGUAUCAUAUCUUUCAUAAAGACAGUAAUUGUGUAUCCUAUAUACUCUGAUAAAGUCUCAUGUCUUGGAUAUUUGUUCAAGUUCUUGUUGUGAUGUUUAAUCACUUUAUUUCUCUUGAAAUAUUUACCUUAAAUUAAGGUAUUGAUGAUGUGACUCAUUGAGUCACUCUGAAUAAAUACACAAAUCUUCAAAUGAAA
Molecule: messenger RNA, 1581 nt
Organism: Salvelinus fontinalis (brook trout)
Lineage: Eukaryota; Metazoa; Chordata; Actinopteri; Salmoniformes; Salmonidae
Product: transcription factor HES-5-like
Exons: 2
Coding region: 1-555 (184 amino acids)
Biological process (GO): regulation of neurogenesis; anterior/posterior pattern specification; regulation of transcription by RNA polymerase II
Cellular component (GO): nucleus
Molecular function (GO): DNA-binding transcription factor activity, RNA polymerase II-specific; protein dimerization activity; RNA polymerase II cis-regulatory region sequence-specific DNA binding
Source: RefSeq, a predicted model, not a curated record